Messenger RNA from Porites lobata, 6165 nucleotides. The record is from the annotation of a GenBank genome assembly. NCBI's taxonomy places the organism in Eukaryota, Metazoa, Cnidaria, Anthozoa, Scleractinia, Poritidae.
AUGACCUGGGGACAAUUCCUAGAUCACGACGUCACCUUAACAGAGCUGCCUGAAGACUUGGAUUGUGGGAUAAACAAUGCACCAUGCCAACCCAUUCCUGGAUGUGUUAACAUAAAAAUCCCGAAUGGUUUAGAACUGUUAUUUAACGAAUCUGUACAAUGCAUUCCUCUUCCCAGGUCUGUGAGAAACCCAGCUGGUGACCAGGUUAGCGGAGUAUUUAACUUUUUCAUAAAUGUCCAGUGAUACACACAGUAGCAUCUAUUUGAUAUGGUUUCCCACAGGCAGCCCAAGCUCAGUAUGAGAGUUAAAUCAUUAAUACGUUUGGUAUCCUAUUGCGUAAUCUUCAAAACGGCCGUGAACUUAAAGUGCUUUAAUGGAAAUUAAGUAAGAGAUUCAAGAAGAUCAAUACUCGCUGGGAUUUCCAACAAAAAAUGCCUAACUUGAAUAAGCUAGUUACUGUUUGCUUCCUGUGUGAUUUUUUUUCCCGAUCUGAUGCGAUUUUAGGAGCGAUGGAAGAAAUAAAAAAUUGCUAAAUUCGCAUCAGCACACAUGAAGCAUGUUAACUCUCAUACUGAGUUUGGGCUGUCUGUGGAUUUCCCAGAGUGGGAAAGUUUUCCAGACGCGAGAACCCUUAAGAAUAGAACACAAACUAGGUUUUGAGUGAGAGUAGGACCAAACGUUUUGAGUAAAAGUUAUGCAUAAGCGAAACAGGCCAGACUAGGCUGCCGUUUCCGGGAACAUCUUCGAGAUGUUGAAAGAGACGUAUCGAAACCAGUUGCUCCCACUUUAAUCUUGCAAAUAAGGCCACGUGGUAAUCAUCUGCACUAUCACAUGGCACUAACAAAAGACUCCGGGUUUGAAUGACACUCAGAGUCUAUGGAAAAGCAUUAUUUACUCGUUGGCAUACACUAUCAUCAUUCGAUGCAAAUUUUUCUUCCUUUUCAUUGGCCUAGAACCCACCACGUGACCUGCGAGUAACUGCCAACAAAUAAUGGUCUUCUCAUGCGAAAUGUCGUCCAACUGUGUUUGGCUGCAAAACAUCUUCUGCUUAUGUGUAAAUGAAACCACGCUUUUCUCCUCCUUGCAAUCGCUCUUCCGUUAAAAAGGCAGAUUGCUUACAGUCCAUGAGUUUAUUUAUAUUUAUUAAUAUGUUCAGUAUUCAACCACGUCUAAUAAUUGUUAAUUUUAUUUUUCAUUUGAAAUAAAUAUUGUCUCUUAUACCAAUAACGUCUUUAUUAUUUCAGAUAAAUAUUAUUACCGCUUAUGUUGACGGGUCACAAGUGUACGGAUCAAGCGAUGAAUUAGCUAAACAGCUUCGAAGUCCCAAAGGCCAUGGACUUCUAGAUACGGUGCCACUGAGAAACAUUGGAGGCCUACCAAGACUUCCUGAUGCUAAUGAAGAAGCCUUCUGUAGAUCUCCCAAUCCAGAAGAAAAACCUUGCUUUAUUGCUGGCGAUGCUCGAGUCAAUGAAAAUCAAGGUAGAAAAGACGUUAUCUUUUUAAAAAUCUUUCAAAUCACCAAUCAAAAUUCAAGUCAAAAGAAAACAGAUUCAUAUUAUUUAAGAUUGUAUUAUUCAGUGAAAGUGCCGCCCAAGACACAUAAUUCGUUUUGUAUGUUUUGACAUCUUUCUAUUCAUUUGAUUGCAGGAAUGUUAUUAGAGGCGGUACAUUCAAACGUAAAAAAAACUAAUUUGACAAGUCUAAUUACCUUAUUGACAUAUUUGUUAGAGGAUAAUUGCAAGUGGAUGCGCUACGUAGAUAGAUGAUAGAUAGAUGCAAACUGGUAAAAAACUGGUAUUAUAGUAAUUAACUAACAAAUUCUAAAUUUUCAUUCAAAACUCGUCUCUUAAUCAGCAUAAAGGAAUAACCGUGGAGCAAUUUUAUUGCAGCUCUUAUGGCGAUGCACACUUUGUGGGUUCGCGAGCACAACCGUAUUGCAACAAACCUUAAAUUGCUCCGUCCCUACGCGGAUGACGAGACACUGUUUCAAGAGGCGCGUAAGAUUGUAAUAGCAGAGCUUCAACAUAUCACCUAUAACGAGUGGCUUCCAGUAUUAUUCCCCAGUAAAGAAUUGGUAAGAACUUUAUCAAAGUAUGUUAUAUCCGCACCUAUGAUGAGUCCUCUUACGGCCUCUUGAACUUACUUGUUCCCCUGUUGAUAAUCAUUUCACUAAUAUUCUUAGGCAUUUAAUUAAGUUAACUGAUAGAACGUACGGUGGUAUAAAAUUUGACUUCCCUAAAAGCAUACGUGAUGGAUAAUGCGCAAUUAAUUUCCUGGGAGACCCACAGUUUGAUGAGGCUAAAGAAACGGUGAACAAAUUUCAAAUUUUGAAGUUUUGAAGUUUAAUUUUUUAUUUUCCUUAAUUCAGUCUAUAUGUUGUUUAAAAUAACGUUUUGGCUAUGAAUGUCAGCCUUAGUCAUAUUCUUGAGAUGUUUUUAAGUUUAAUUUUACUGAAAAAGAGACAUUGUGUGACUGUCAGUUCAAUGCCAAGAAAAAGAAAUGUUGACCAGUGCAGACAAUAAGUUUUUUGUUACAAUAACAAAAACAGUAAAUUUUAAAAUCAUUUUAAAAAAAAUUAAAUAGUUUAACUCUCACGGAGGAAUUCGUUCCUAAAUUUUAACUUCGCUUUAAAAUGAAAUACAUUUGCACUUUGUCUAGUAUUUUACUGAUUCGCUAAAAAUGCUCUAACUUAGGAACUGAUAAAUGCGUCAUGUUGUCAAAGUGACAAUUUUGCAUGAUUCUUACCUUUGCAAUCAUUUAUUCUUUUAUUUCUUUCUUUCUGUUCUAACGCUUGGCCCAGCGUGCACGUAUGUUGAGUUCUAACUCAUUUUAAGCUAAGUCUAAACUAAGGGGGCCUUCAUACUUGGAAAAAAAAACGGCCACUUAACUGAUAACUGAUCGGCGAAAGCACACACAUUAUUUGCGUCAUCCUUGCCCCGGCAUUUAAUACAAGAGAGCGCAUUUUCAAAAUGUUUUUAUAUUUCUUUUUCAGAGAAAACAAUUUGGUGUUCUUUUAAAACCUAAAGGAAAAUUCUUCACUGGAUAUGACCCCGAAGUGAAUGUGCAAUGCACCAACGUUUUCUCUACAUCCGCUCUGAGAAUGGGUCACAGUUUAAUUCGCGCCGUUUUUGAUUUGAGAUCAGCCGACGGCACCUUUAGUCGAUUUAGAGGAUCUGAUCGGUCCCUGCCUAGAGACAUUCGUUUUGCUGAGCCAGUUGACUUCUUCAUCCCAACAAGGUUUUUUAAUAAAAAUGAACAAAGCGUCUUUACAAGAAUUUUGUUCGGGCUGAUAUUUUUCGUGGCUCAGACUCCUGAUCGGUAAGUAUAGCGCUCUUUAACCCUUAAUGAUAUUUAGACUGGGCCUGAUUUAGGUCCCUAGGACUCUAACUCCAGCAGUGUAGUAUUUUUAAUGACGCAGCACGCUAGCAACACACCAGCACUGCCCUGUCCAUUUCCUGACCCAAGCAUAUCGGAUCCAUGUAACCAAGACUGCAGUUAUAGCUUCCUUUCUCGCCAAAGGUCUUCACAGUCAGCCCGCAUGAAGUUCAAACCCCCAUACGUUGUGUUCUUUUAUGCUCCAUCAUACCCUUUUGUGUCGUACAAUCUUAAUAGCCUCAUAUGGUUACAUUUUCAUGACAACGCUACAUGACUCCCUCAUGGUGUGAACAUAGCCUAUCGCUAUGUUCACACUAUAUCUAUAAAUAGUUCUUGCGUCGGCACCAAAACCAUACCGGAUAGGGCUUCUGUUCACACAUACAUUAUUCUAAGGUGGUCUAUCAUGUGACAUGGAUUAUGUCGGUUUCACUAAUCGACACCUACAUCCACGCAUCAGCGAACACACAAGCUCAGCUCGUUGAUCGGAAGGCACAUCAUGCGUGAAAGGACAUGGGGCCGAGAAGCCAACCCUCACGGACAAUUUUUCGGUCCUCAAAAAAUGCAGAAAUGAAUUCAAAAGCCUUGUCUACGAGAUACUAAUUAUACAAAAACUCAAACUAUCACUGAACAUUGAAUCGGAUUCGAUUCGCGCUAAGCUUUUCUAUUAAAUACAUUUACAUAGGGUGGAUUAUUUGCAGCAUACAACGGUAUACCCGUCGCAUUUGCCCAAUGGAAUUUUUUUUUUAAAACUCAAAAACAAUAAAAAAUUCAAACGGGCAAAUGCGAUGUAUAUACUCGUAUGCUGCAAAUGAAUCCACCCAUAAUAAUGAAGCACGCGCGAAUGCAAUCUUAUUUAUUCAAACUACACCUCUUUUAACAACUUUGAAACUUUACACUCUUGAUAAUGAUAUUCGAAGCAUCGAAAAUUCGAGUAACGCGUUCUUAAGUUCAAAUUUUCUUGUUAAAUCAGCUGCAACAAGCUCUGAACUGACUAUUGGACUUAAGUGCAAGAUUAUUUUUAGUUCCCAGAUGGCCUUGUAACUUUUUUGAUAGAGUCAUUGUUUGUGAACAACUGCUCCUUCCUUAAUGUAGACGCUUAGUAUUAGAAAUAUGAUUUCUCUAAUAGAAUCUCAUUCCUUUUAUAGUAUCUUUGUGAACGCUGUACGCGAGCGACUCGUCAUUGAAGGCAAUAUCUUUGGCGAUCUCAUGGCCAUCAACAUUCAGCGUGCUCGGGACCAUGGCCUGCCAGGUUACGCCCAUUAUCGAGAAGUGCUUGGAUUGGGAGCUGUGAAUUCUUUUGAUGACCUUUCGGGUACUUUCUCUUCAGAGCAGAUUGCAAGAUUUAAGGUUGUAUACAAAAAUGUCAAAGAUGUUGAUGUUUUUCCCGGCAGCAUAGCAGAGGGUCCCCUUCCAGGAAGCGUGCUUGGAAGCGUAAAUACCCAUAUUAUACUAAAGCAGAUGGGAAAGUUUCGCUCUGGUGAUCGCUUUUGGUACGAGAGAGAUGACCACUUGACCGCCUUUACGCUCAAACAGCUGGAUGAAAUAAGAAAAGUUACUAUGGCAAGAGUCAUGUGCGACAACCUUGACGGUGCCACCCGCAUUCAGCGUUGGGUAUUCAAAACAAUAAAAUCCCGCCGAAGUGUGGUUGACUGUGCAGACCUAGAUUACGUUGACCUGAAAGAAUUCAGUCAAGGUGACUUUUAUCUAUUUCAAAUAUUUCUAAUAUAUUCGAUUUAUUUUCAUCUUCCAUCUGUUGACUAAUAUUAUUACACUUGACGAGUUUUCUCUCGUGUUUGACAAACAGGAGACGCGGCAUUACGAGUAUGAGUUAGGCAGUUAACGCAACGAGAGGGCUUACUCACAGUCGCUCACAGGGUACAGAAAGCAACACAAACUAGACGCCUGGAGGCGUUCAGUGUUCUGUCAAAAACUUCAGGAUUUCUAGACAUAUAUAUGAUAUUUUAUGACAACGAGAAGCUUGACAGAACAAACUACAGCUCAUAGAAGUUGAUUGCAUUUUGAUGUGCAGGGGUUGCACAUCAGUUUUGAUUUAAAAUGUCUAUGGCUGGUGUCAACUGCUUUUGACCAAGGAUGGAAAUGUGGCAUUGAAAAUAAACCAUUUUACACUUGUGGGCUUGGUGUCCUAGCCUUUGAGUGAACGUGAGGCUGGGGUUGACCUUGUUUUAACGCAAACCUCUUUCCUUUUCUCAUGGAAACUGUGCUAAAAAAAAAGUCCUAGUUAUCAUAAAAACAUCAGGAUUUACAUAGUAAACCAGGAAGGGUUAUAUUGGUCAACUCCAGCCUCGUUUUCGCCGUUAACUGUAAAAUGGUCUAUGAUAUGUUCAAAUAAUCAACCUCGGUUAAAAUAACGUAUUGCUCAAUUAAGUUACACCGUGAGUAACUACUAUUUUUUUCCUUUUCUUUAAUUUUGAUAGGAGCUGGAGUGGAACCGAUGGAAGAAACUGGUGGUGAAGAAAGUGCCGCUGCCUGAAUCCUUCAUCACGUGUGAAACCCUUACUUUUCUUAUUCGUAAUUUCACUUUAUUCUAACUAAAGAUAAGAUGAUCAUGCAAACCUUUGAGAGAGACGGCACCAGGCAAGAAACCUAGCAUUUCUUCUAUUCAAAACCUGGAGUUUAAUCUCCUGCUUUAUCAAUAAAGUAUUUGAAUGAAAUGCUACGAAGUCUGAUGUAGUUAAUAGCGGCGAAUUUAAGGAAACGGAUCUGUUUACCCUGACGUCGCCCUUUACUAAAUACACCCUUUGACAUGAGCCAGCUUGGGAAAAUCCUUCG